Molecule: messenger RNA, 423 nt
Organism: Schizophyllum commune H4-8
Lineage: Eukaryota; Fungi; Basidiomycota; Agaricomycetes; Agaricales; Schizophyllaceae
Exons: 1
Coding region: 96-314 (72 amino acids)
Source: RefSeq, a predicted model, not a curated record
AGCAGGCCCGUUAUGGGUAGCUAUCUCGUAGUUCAGCCACUUGACACGACUAUGUGGAUGACUCGUAGCAUCUACGGGUUGAUUGAAGCACGCAGAUGAAUAGGAAACAAACAAGAUUACAUUUCAACGACAACUACACUAGUACAUUGGGUUUACUACCACUACGAUUCUGGGGUUGCCCCGCCCCUCACUCACGCCCGAGCACGACAUCUCCUCCGUAUCCAGCACAUCCCGCUAACCGCUCCACUGCCUCCACCAGACACCCCAUACUCCCCGUUGAAAGUUCCUUGCCGUGGACUACGCCAAGGGCUUGACUGGCAGUGACCCGGCUUCGAGCCAGGCUGGCGAACCCAACCUCCAAACUGUGCGUGGGAUGCGAGUCGGCGAAGGCGAGAAAUGCGCGCCUUACGCAGCGCACUCGCA